Messenger RNA from Carlito syrichta (Philippine tarsier), 438 nucleotides. Its product is annotated as carboxypeptidase B2-like. Gene Ontology annotation, molecular function: metallocarboxypeptidase activity. Gene Ontology annotation, biological process: fibrinolysis; proteolysis. NCBI's taxonomy places the organism in Eukaryota, Metazoa, Chordata, Mammalia, Primates, Tarsiidae. The transcript has 6 exons. The record is from RefSeq and is a predicted model, not a curated record. The annotation marks the transcript as partial.
GGGAUGAAGCUUUGUAGCCUUGCAACCCUUGUAACCAUCAUCCUCUUCUGUGAGCAGCAUGUCUUCGCAUUUCAGAGUGGCCAGGUUUUAUCUGCUCUUCCUCAAACUUCUAGGCAAAUUCAAGUUCUGAAGAAUCUUACUACAACCUACAAGAUUGUUCUCUGGCAGCCUGUAACAGCUGAAUUUAUUGUGAAAACCCAUUUAAAUGUGAGCAGAAUUCAAUACAGAGUCUUGCUGGGAGAUGUUGAAAAACUUAUCCAACAGCAGACUUUCAAUGACACAGUCAUCCCCCGAGCCUCCACAUCAUACUACGAACAUUAUCACCCGCUAGAUGAGAUCUAUUCUUGGAUAGAAGUUGUAACUGAGAUGUAUCCUGAUAUGCUUAAAAAAAUCCAUAUAGGCUCCUCAUAUGAGAAGCACCCACUUUAUGUUUUCAAG